Tachysurus fulvidraco (yellow catfish) is the source of this 3930-nucleotide messenger RNA. RefSeq names its product L3MBTL histone methyl-lysine binding protein 3 (gene l3mbtl3). Bases 171 to 2477 code for a protein of 768 amino acids. NCBI's taxonomy places the organism in Eukaryota, Metazoa, Chordata, Actinopteri, Siluriformes, Bagridae. The transcript has 26 exons. Gene Ontology annotation, cellular component: nucleus. The record is from RefSeq and is a predicted model, not a curated record. Gene Ontology annotation, biological process: regulation of DNA-templated transcription. Gene Ontology annotation, molecular function: zinc ion binding; protein binding.
UUCUGUGUCCCUAUGGCUUUGAGUUAGUAUUUCUUAUCAUUUUUAUUAAAACUUUUUAAUAUUAACACCUUGUGUAGCAGCAGCGCUGUACUGCGCAUGCGCACUGUGUCCGCUGCCUGGGCAACUGGGCAUUAGUCGUGGGAGAAUUUAGUUUGUGUCUGUUCUGUGUGAUGGAGGGAUCGAGGCCUGAGUUUGACGUGUACGGGGCGAUGGAGUGGAGCGACGGCGUGGGAACUCUCCCCGGCAGCCAGCUCAAGUUUCGUGUAAAUGAAUUUGGGGUGCUGGAGGUCAUAACUGACACGGGAGAUGAGGAAGGGGUUAAAAAGGCUCAUGCUACCACCACAUGGAGUGUCCCGACAGCAGAGGAAGCUCUUUCAGUUGAGGUGCAUUGUGCUAGCGUGAGUGUCUGUAGUAACAGGAAGGACUCUGCUCCCCACUUCCUGUCUGACGGACAGCACUGCACCAACGGCUGCCUCCACUUACAGCAGCAGGAAAAGAGUACAUUUGUGAAAGAAGAUUCCAGAAUCAAUGAGGUCACUCGGGUCAGCAGGAAGAGACCACACCCAGCCAAGAGAGCGGAGGAAGAGGUGGAGGAAGCGACAGAGGUUAUGGUGGAGGAUGAUGAAGACUACGAAGAGAAAGAAGGCCGGCGGCCGACUCGGGUAGGUCCACGGGGUCGCAGGAAGCGCAGAGGAGACGCAGCUCUGCUCCGUCAGCCGGUUUCAUACAGAGGGAGGAAGAAAUCGUGGUGCUGGGCUUCAUAUCUUCAGCAGGAGAAAGCUAUUGCUGCUCCCUGUAAACUGUUUAAAGAGCACCAGUCCUUCCCUCAGAGUAAGAACGGGUUCAGAGUGGGUAUGAGGCUGGAAGGCAUCGAUCCUCUUCACCCCUCCAUGUACUGCGUCCUCUCCGUCGCCGAGGUAUCCGGAUACAGAAUGCGACUGCACUUUGAUCAUUACUCAGACUGCUAUGAUUUCUGGGUGAACUGCAACUCUGCUGACAUUCACCCUGUGGGCUGGUGUGAGAAAACAGGACACAAGCUACAUCCGCCUAAAGGAGUGAAGAGCGACGAGUUCAGCUGGUGUUUAUAUCUAAAGACGAAUAAACUGCAAGCGGCACCCAAACCUCUGUUCCACAACCAACACACUACAGUCACACCAUUAGGUUUCAGGGUGGGGAUGAAGCUGGAGGCGGUGGAUAAGAAGAACCCGUCGCUCGUCUGCGUCUCCAGCAUCAGGGACAUGGUGGACAACCGUCUGCUCGUGCACUUCGAUGGCUGGGACGAGAGUUAUGACUACUGGUGUGAUGUGACGAGCCCGUAUAUCCAUCCGGUCGGCUGGUGUCAGGAGAAUGGCAGAACCUUGACCAUGCCUCCAGGUUCCUGCGACACUGAGAACUUCUCCUGGGAGAGGUAUCUGGAGGAGACGAGCUCAUUAGCCGCGCCCGCCAGGUCCUUUAAAGCGAAGCCUCAGCACAGUUUCCAGGUGAACAUGAAGCUGGAGGCGGUGGAUGUGAGGAACCCCAUGAUGGUGAGAGCAGCUACAGUGGUGGAUCGAGACGAACACAGAGUAAAGAUCCACUUCGACGGCUGGACGGACGAGUAUGAUUACUGGUUGGAUUCAGACAGCCCAGACAUCCAUCCUGCGGGGUGGUGCACCAAAACCGGACACGCCCUACAGACGCCAAUCAGCCUGGAUGAUACAAGUGAGUCAGAGCAAAGUGGAUGUCCUACACCUGGCUGCAGUGGAGUCGGACACAUCAAAGGAGCUCGCUACUCUGGACACCACAGUUCCAUUGGCUGUCCCUACUCCGAUAUCAACAUGAAGAAGGACUCGGUUUUGCCCGAUCGUUUGAGUGGAGAGAUGCCGGGUUCUGGAGUGGGGCGACAUCGCCGAGCGGAACCGAACCCUGAGCGGCCUGCACACGGUUCCGAUAAACCUGCCAGUCACCUGGACAAGGCCAACACGGCAACCAUCACCAUGGAAACGCUGCAUCAGAAGCGGGUCGGUACGGAGUCCAAACGAAGGGUCGGGCGGCCGUGCAAGGUGAAAAAAGCGGAGGAACCACCAGAGGAGGAGGAACAGGAGAGCGAGGGGUCACCUGGCGUAGGGUCUAAAGAGCUGACUCUGCCACAGGCCCUGCAUCAGUCUGUAUUCAUGCCAUGCUCCGCCCCAUCUCCCAGCAUGCCUCACUGCUGGGACCAACACAGUAAACUCCUUCCCUCAGUGGUGGGCAUCACAGCCAGUAAAGUGGCCACCUGGACUGUGGAGCAGGUGACAGAGUUCAUCCAGGGCCUCCAGGGAUGUAAGGAGCAAGUGCAGACUUUCAGAGAGGAGCAAAUCGACGGCGAGGCUUUCCUGCUCCUCACCCAGACCGACCUGGUGAAGAUCCUGAGCAUGAAGCUUGGUCCGGCGCUCAAGAUCUUCAACUCCAUCCUGAUGUUCAAGACUGCAGAGAAGUCUGCCUGUAAUGAACUCUGAACCUCAGGCUACACACCAGGUUGUGACUUUCACUCGUAUCCUACAUUCUGGGAAACCAAGCCAGAAGCACACACCUGAUGAUGAUGAAGAUGAUGAUGAUGAUGAUGAUGAUUGUUUUGAUGAAGCACUACUAAUUACACCAAACCUUGCCCCAUGAUGUUGGUGUGAUUUUAAUGUAAGCCGCCUGCACUGAAAAGCAAAGCAUUUAUUUAAUUAAUUUAUUUUGUUUUUACUUAAAUAGACCUGAUGACCUUCUUCAGUUCUUCAGGAUUCAGAUGUGUAGAUUUAAACUACGCUAGUUUUUACUCGAAUGUUUAAUGUUAACAUUCAACGUUUUACUAAACCUUUGAACGUUGUUAGAACGUGUGUUAGUUUGGUCAUUUGUUUAGAAGGACAGGUGAAGGUGAAGAGUUAACGCCUCAGACAGGUGAAAGUGAAGCGUUAACGCCUCAGACAGGUGAAGGUGAAGAGUUAACGCCUCAGACAGGUGAAGGUGAAGCGUUAACGCCUCAGACAGGUGAAGGUGAAGCGUUAACGCCUCAGACAGGUGAAGCGUUAACGCCUCAGACAGGUGAAGGUGAAGCGUUAACGCCUCAGACAGGUGAAGGUGAAGCGUUAACGCCUCAGACAGGUGAAGGUGAAGCACUAACGCCUCAGACAGGUGAAGGUGAAGCGUUAACGCCUCAGACAGGUGAAGGUGAAGCGUUAACGCCUCAGACUGGUGAAGGUGAAGCACUAACACCUCAGACAGGUGAAGGUGAAGCGUUAAUGCCUCAGACAGGUGAAGGUGAAGCGUUAAAGCCUCAGACAGGUGAAGGUGAAGCGUUAAUGCCUCAGACAGGUGAAGGUGAAGCGUUAACGCCUCAGACAGGUGAAGGUGAAGCGUUAACGCCUCAGACAGGUGAAGCGUUAACGCCUCAGACAGGUGAAGGUGAAGCGUUAACGCCUCAGACAGGUGAAGGUGAAGCGUUAACGCCUCAGACAGGUGAAGGUGAAGCGUUAAUGCCUCAGACAGGUGAAGGUGAAGCGUUUUGCACUAGCGCUGAGUAGCUGCUUCAUGCUAACAGUAGUAACAUGUAUGAGAUUUGAUUCAUUGAGUUUUUUAUUAUAGCUACAUGAAUUCGGAUGAAAUGUGAACUUUAUGCAGCUUUUAUGGUACGAGACUUUAAGCCCCGCCUCCUAGUAAACGAUGAGCGGUUUUUACUUUUCAUGUCAUUGAGUUUAUAAUUUCUUUGUAAAGCUCUUAUAGCACAGCGAUGAGCACCAUGCUUACCUUUAACUUUAAUUUAUUACAGAAUGACACUUUGUACAUUUUAUCCAUUUACAGUUAUGUUUAAUGUUGUGAAACAUCUGUGAAACAUCUGUGAACCCUGUUAGCAGCUCUGAACACGCUCACUCACCAGCGGCGGCGCUGUUCUCUCAGUUAAAGCUAAUAAAAAUAUUAACCUCUGUA